AUGGUGCAUCGAUAUUUACAGUUCAAGAAAGUUCACUACUAUGUAUUCCCAUUGGUCGCAAUGGUAGUUUGGUGGGGGAUGCUUACUGCAUUGAUAACCUGUUGGGGUGUACAGGGCCAUCCAAUAUAUGCAUUUAUGGAUGCUAGUCAGAACCCUGUGUAUAUAUCUGACAUUGCAUCAACAAAUUUACAACCGAUAUUCAUAUCGUGUACUGCUGUAGAAGGUAUCUUUAUGGUUUCUACCUUAGUAAUGGAUUUUGUCUUGAGAACAAAGAGCAAAAUACAACCGUACACCUUCCCACUGCAACGUAUAUGUGGUAUUUUAGCAAUCGUCGCUUCUAUUAUCGGUCAGUUUGGAAUAUUCUUCGUUUCCGUGUUCAACAACAAAAACUUCCCGUCCGUGCAUUUUUCAAUGUUGAUCGUUUUCAUUAUAUGUAUUUGCUUUGCAUGCUUUUUCAAUUUUUAUAAUACUUUCAUGUUUGGAUUUUACCCUGUUCGUUUGACCUUAGACCCAGAACUGUACCCUUCCAGAGAGACGAUGAUUUUCGGCAAGAAAUACAGAAUUCAAAACCUUUAUUUCGUUUCCUUUGUAUUGAAAAUGAUCUGGCUAGCAGCCGCUGCUACUUUUGCAAUUGGGUUUGCAGUUUGUAUUACUGAGGGAAAGAACUCGCUCGGUGCGAAAUUCGAAUGGACCUUAGCAUAUUGGUACGGGUUUUUGUUAGCCAUGUGGUCAAUUGAUUUAUUCCCCUCUGCACGUAAGCACUACAGCCAGAAGCAUGCCAAUAACAUAGACCAAGUCUCGUACGAUAAGGAAGAUAAUGACACCUUUCUGAGCACUGAUAUAAUGCAAAACCCUCAGAGUUAA
Dujonia railenensis is the source of this 864-nucleotide messenger RNA. The record is from the annotation of a GenBank genome assembly. NCBI's taxonomy places the organism in Eukaryota, Fungi, Ascomycota, Pichiomycetes, Serinales, Debaryomycetaceae.